Labeo rohita (rohu) is the source of this 561-nucleotide messenger RNA. It is a transcript of the gene cmtm7, whose product is annotated as CKLF-like MARVEL transmembrane domain containing 7. The record is from RefSeq and is a predicted model, not a curated record. Lineage: Eukaryota; Metazoa; Chordata; Actinopteri; Cypriniformes; Cyprinidae. The transcript has 5 exons. Gene Ontology annotation, cellular component: membrane. Bases 32 to 523 code for a protein of 163 amino acids.
AGUUCCUCAAAUAUUACCUAAAUAUACCAGAAUGUCACACACUGUCGUUACUACUACAACCACAACAACAACAACGUCCAGCUCGGAUGGAAGAUUUUGCAACAUCGGUUAUGCGCGUUCAUUUCAUGGAUUACUGAAAAUCGCCCAAGUGGUGGUCCUCCUGAUUGCUUUCCUUUGUGUGUACUGUGAGCAACGUCGGCACGAAUACUCUGCCUUCCGCUAUUUUGAGGUGGUCACUGCGUGGUUUCUCAUAGUCUUUUUAAUCUUCUUCCUCAUGUAUUUGUUUCGACUUCAAAGCAAAAUCACAUGCAUCAACUGGACAUUGACGGAGUUUUUACAUUAUGCUGUGGGAGGAAUCCUGGUGUUUAUAGCCUCUAUAGUUGCAGCCGUGAAGAGUUAUGGGAUCUCAGCUUUAAUCGCUGGAUCUGUGUUUGGCUUUAUAGCUACUUGUCUUAUUGCAGUCAGCAUAUGGACUUCUUAUAAGGUCACAUGUGGCUCUCAACCAACUGGUGCUGCAGUGUAACCGGAUGGAAAAAACUGUCUUAUCAGCUGGAAGUAGCA